AUGGCGCAUUCCACAGAUCAACGGCCGCUUGAUGGUCUUUCGGCUGAGUCUCGUUGCACCGUAACGGAUAGUGUCGACCUUCAAGAUGGGCAGGAGAAAGAGAUAGAUGGUUCACUCCGAGGAGAAAACAUAUCGCCAUCGUCAUCGACAGUGAAUUCAAACGACAACGCUGGCGAAGAUGAUCCUGCUGAAUCGCCCGCAACGCAAGAGGAACAAAAUCCGUUGCAACUAACACCUUCUCAAAGCGAGAAAAUGAACAGGAAGCGGGUGAUCGCGAUUAUGGGGGCAUUAUGCUUGGCGCUCUUCCUGGCAGCUUUAGAUAUGACCAUUAUUUCCACUGCUCUGCCUACGAUUGCUGCUCAGUUCGAUGCCAAUGAAACGUCUUAUACGUGGAUGGCUUCGUCAUAUCUCCUUGCUAAUGCCGCAUGUUUGCCGCUGUGGGGAAAGCUGAGCGACAUCUGGGGGCGCAAAAUUAUCGUUCUUCUCGCAAAUGUCGUGUUCCUCGUAGGUAGCUUGAUUUGCGCCCUAGCGAACUCCCUUGCCAUGUUUUUGGUCGGAAGAGCUCUGCAGGGUAUCGGUGGUGGAGGUGUCAUUAUCUUGGGACAGAUCUGCGUGAGUGACCUGUUCAGUGCGAGAGAACGGCCUGUUUAUUACGCAAUGUUUGGAGCUGUUUGGGCUGUUGCUGGCUCGCUUGGACCUGUGAUUGGCGGUGCUUUAACUCAGGAAGUCACCUGGCGGUGGUGCUUUUAUAUCAACCUCCCCGUCGGUGGCGUCUCGCUCAUCAUUUUGCUCCUUUGGCUGAAUAUCGAGUCCCCAAAGACACCACUUGUUGCCGGCCUCCAAGCGAUUGACUGGCUGGGGACCCUGACCAUUAUCGGCGGGACUCUGAUGUUACUUUUUGGGUUGGAGUUUGGAGGAAUCACGUACCCGUGGGACUCCGCCACGACUAUUUGUUUAAUCGUGUUUGGCAUCGUCGUUUUGGCCCUCUUUGGGCUCGUUGAACGUAGAGUUGCCAAAUACCCGAUCAUGCCCACUGCGCUUUUUGAGUCUUGGAGCAAUAUCUGCCUUCUUGGAGUCAGCUGGUCACAAGCCACCUGCUUCAUCGCCGGAACAUACUACUUACCAAUCUACUUCCAAACCGUCCUCGGCGUCGGCCCCAUUCUUAGCGGCGUAUACAUCCUUCCCCAAGCAAUUGGCCUGGCCGUCCUCUCCAUUGCAGCCGCCAUAGUCAUCCGCAAGACAGGUCAAUACCUAUGGAUCAUCCGCGCCAGCGCCCUCAUCACGACACUCGGCUACGGCCUUUUCAUCGACUUCAAACCGUACGCCUCCUGGGCACGCAUCAUCAUCUACCAGCUCAUCUCUGGCAUCGGAAUCGGCCCUAACUUCCAGGCCCCGCUCAUCGCUAUCCAAUCAGCCAUGAGGCCUUCCGACGUCGCUUCUGCAACAUCGACCUUCGGGUUCAUGCGCCAACUAUCUACAUCCACCUCCCUCGUGCUUGGUGGUGUCGUCUUCCAGAACGUAAUGAAACAAUCUGCUCCGAAAAUUCGCGCCGCACUUGGCCCGGAACUAGCACCCGCGUUCCUGGGCACCAUCGCGGGCACGAACAUCGAGAAGACACACCUCCUCACCGAGGAGCAAAAACGCGUUGUAUUCGGCGAAUACACACAUGCUUUGAGUCGACUGUGGAUAUUCUACACCUGUGUUGCGGCGUUAGGUUGCUUGUUUAGUCUAGGAAUUAAGAAGACAGAAUUGAGCAAGAAGCAUGAAGUCACAAGAACCGGUCUUGCGGAGCAGGAGCGUGCGAGACAGGAGCGGCUAGAAGCACAGAGGGAGAAGAAGAGGUUAAAAGCCGAGAAGAACGGGAACGGGAGCGAAAUGAAACAGGAGGUUUAA
Molecule: messenger RNA, 1893 nt
Organism: Coccidioides immitis RS
Lineage: Eukaryota; Fungi; Ascomycota; Eurotiomycetes; Onygenales; Onygenaceae
Product: drug:H+ antiporter-2
Exons: 5
Coding region: 1-1893 (630 amino acids)
Biological process (GO): transmembrane transport
Molecular function (GO): transmembrane transporter activity
Source: RefSeq, a predicted model, not a curated record